This is a messenger RNA of Raphanus sativus (radish), 1135 nucleotides long. Its product is annotated as RING-H2 finger protein ATL78. The coding region runs from base 351 to 992 and encodes 213 amino acids. Gene Ontology annotation, biological process: protein ubiquitination. NCBI's taxonomy places the organism in Eukaryota, Viridiplantae, Streptophyta, Magnoliopsida, Brassicales, Brassicaceae. The record is from RefSeq and is a predicted model, not a curated record. The transcript has a single exon. Gene Ontology annotation, molecular function: transferase activity.
ACACAGUGAGAUAUUAUCUGAAUGUUGUGCUGCUGCUGCUAUGUCAAAUUUGAUAGGGAAAGUUCAUGGCUGCUCCAGUUAAAAGCUCAUGGGUCCUUGGAAGCAAUUCAGGGAGAUUUGAUUUGCUAAAGCCACAUGGCAGCAACUGGUAUGAUGGACCCCAUUUUAUAUAACAGUAUAUGAAGCUGCAAAUUAAUUUAAUAAAAACAAGACACUAAAAGUCAAGGACAUCAGUGUGUGCUUGAUCUAUAUAAAUAUAAGAUAAAUUAAAACCUUACCUUUACUUUAUAUAAACCAGCUCCAACAGAAACUUUGAACACCACAAAUCUAUCUUAAACCCCAAGUUAAUCAUGUCAGCUUCCAUGUAUGUUCCCACCCUGAAACAAACUAACAUCCUUCAAGAUAUUCUUGUAAGUUCUUACUCAAGAAGAUUGCUACUUGAUCAAUCACCAAGUCCGACACUGGCCCCAUAUGUAGAUAACAACUUUAAUGCAAAUGUUGUUAUGGUCCUAUCUGUCCUCUUGUGUGCAUUCCUUUGCUCACUUGGACUCAAUUCUAUAAUAAGAUGUGCCCUGAUGUGCUGCAGAUUAGCACCAUCGGAAGUAGGUGACGGCCAAACAGCAGCUCGCGUGACUAAUACAGGAGUUAAACGGAAAGCCUUGAAGAGUUUCCAGACCGUAAGUUACUCUGCUGAUUUGAAUCUUCCUGGCCUAGAUACACAGUGCGUCAUAUGUCUCUCAGAGUUUGUAUCCGAAGAGCGUGUGAAGCUGCUUCCAACAUGCCACCAUGGAUUCCAUGUCGGGUGUAUAGACAAGUGGCUUAGUUCACACUCAUCAUGUCCCACCUGCAGGCACUGCCUCAUUGAGACCUGCCAGAAGAUCGCCGACUGCAGCCAAGCAAGGUCGUUAAACCCUGAUCAACCACCACAAGACAGCAUCAUCGUGCAAAUUGCACCACUACAACCAGAAAGAUGGAUACGCUGUUUUAGGUGACACUAGUCACCUAGAGUUAGUUGCAGUUAGCUUGUUUAAAACUACUUUGUGGUUAGAAUUAGUCAAGAUCACGUACAUGCGGUCCACAAGUUUCGCAUUUCCACUCUAAAAUUGUAAAUAUUGUUUGAUCCAAAAAUGGUGUA